AUGCCUAAAGACACUAAAGAAGAAACUGGGCAGACAAAGACACUAACACCCAUCUCCGCCACAAUGUCACAAAUAGAUUUAAAUAUUUUAAUUAAAUUCAUUAACAAAUACGACGGAAGUAGAGAAAAAUUAAAUGCAUUCCUUAACAAUUGCCGGAAUGCAAUCAACUUAGCUUCUUCAUCUCAGGAGGAUAUACUGCUCAAAUAUAUCCUGAGCCAACUCGAAGGCCGAGCAGAGAGUGCUUGCUCAAUUAAAGAAUUUGAAAACUGGGAACAACUUGAAAACUUUUUAAAAUCCCAAUACGGUGAACGCAAGCACUACGCUGCCCUGCUUUCUGAAUUGCAAGAUUGCAGACAGUUAUCCAAUGAAACGGCCAACCAGUUUGCAUUACGAAUUGAGUCAUGCCUGUCAAAACUAUUGACAGAAAUUAAUAUUUCCAUUCCCACUAAGAAAAAAGGUGAACUGGCCGGUCGUGUCGCCGCUAUGCAAGACCUCGCUUUACACACGUUCAUUAUCGGUCUUAAUCCUCAACUUUCAACAGUUGUUAGAUGCCGCGAUCCAGAAACAUUGAAUGACGCUAUUAACUUCGCGGUUUCCGAAGAAAAAAUUCUUUUAGCCACGACGCGCCGUAACGCUAAUUCAUUUCAAAACUAUGCGCGUCCUCGUCCACAACAAAAUAAUAGGCCAUUCCCGCGACAGCCUAAUCGUCCGUCAGAUUAUCAACCAAAACCUUCAUUCGGGUCGAAUCCUAUUUCUGUGUGCCGAUAUUGUAAAAUCCCGGGACACAACAUUGAAACUUGUCGCAAACGCGAAUAUAAUAAUAGGCGGUUUUCUCAAUUCAAUCAACCUGCUCGCGAAAAUCCUAAUACGUCUUUCCAGGGACGUCAGCCUAUUAAUAACAUAAAUUCUCAUGAUGAUGAUGGUGUCGACGAAACUGACAACAAUGAUUUAAACUAA
Diatraea saccharalis (sugarcane borer) is the source of this 957-nucleotide messenger RNA. NCBI's taxonomy places the organism in Eukaryota, Metazoa, Arthropoda, Insecta, Lepidoptera, Crambidae. The record is from the annotation of a GenBank genome assembly.